AUGGCGUACUUCAUCGACGGAAAGGAUUGCAUGAUAUCCGAAUGGAUUCUGCUGGCAGCAUCCUAUGUGUUCGUCGGCCUGCGGGUGUACACUCGCCUCUUCCGCUUGCGCGAGAAGCUGGCCUUGUCCGACUACCUCCUCAUUCUCUCGGCCUUCAAUGCCCUUGGCCUGAUCAUCUGCGACACCUUGACGUACCAGCUCGGUGUCAUGGACAACUGGGAAUCCUCCGUUGCUCUGUCCAAGAUUUCCUUCGCGUCCAACUACUUCUACGAUGUAGGCAUGGGUUUUCCGAAGAUGAGCAUGCUGGCAUUCUACUGGGCCUACUUCCCCGCCGACACCAGCCCUGCGAUGCGCAAGGCGUUGUGGGGUAUCACCGCCUUCGUCUGCCUUUCCUACAUGGCGAUCCUUUGGGACGACACGUUCUUCUGCGGCAAGGACGUCUCCGUCCAGUGGUCUCAAGAGGAGGGCGCCUGCAGUGUCUUCUACGCGCCUGAGCCCUUCAUCCUCAACUUCACUCUCAACCUAGCCUGCUACGUCUUUGUUUACGUCCUUCCUCUCACCCUUCUGUUCCAGGGUGUUCUCCAGCCGUCCAAGGGUCUCACCAUCGCUUUCGUUCUUGGUCUCCUGACAAUCUUUACCACCAUCGUCCGCUUCAUCACUCUCAAGGUUGGCACGGGACAGGAGAAUCUUGUCUACCCUCUCAGCAUCCUCGAGAUGACCCUCGCCAUCACUGUCGUCGCUCUGCCUGGCCUGAAGCCUCUUCUGGAACGAUCAUCCAAGAGCCCCUCGUUCGAGACGGUCGAAGUCGAUAACCAGACGAAGAACUUCUCCUGA
Colletotrichum higginsianum IMI 349063 is the source of this 834-nucleotide messenger RNA. Its product is annotated as Archaeal flagellin n-terminal-like domain-containing protein. The record is from RefSeq and is a predicted model, not a curated record. The transcript is spliced from 5 exons. NCBI's taxonomy places the organism in Eukaryota, Fungi, Ascomycota, Sordariomycetes, Glomerellales, Glomerellaceae. Bases 1 to 834 code for a protein of 277 amino acids.